Messenger RNA from Lepisosteus oculatus (spotted gar), 1704 nucleotides. RefSeq names its product BTB/POZ domain-containing protein 17-like. The record is from RefSeq and is a predicted model, not a curated record. Lineage: Eukaryota; Metazoa; Chordata; Actinopteri; Semionotiformes; Lepisosteidae. Gene Ontology annotation, molecular function: protein binding.
CGCUGUGAGGGAGGAAACAACUGGAAGCGAAACCGAAAGACUUUUGCUCGGCCAGCACCUAUUGUAUCCCACCUAUUGUAUUUCCAGCAAGUCCCAGCUAUGUACAAAGUGUCUGAGCCAGAUCAACUCGUGGAUCACCAGCAGCAGCUGAUAGGACUCUUCCCUGGCCUCUUCGACAGCGAGGAGUUCAGUGACCUCCUGCUCGUGGUGAACAGCAGCCUGCAGAUCCACACCCACAGGCUCCUCCUGGUGACCCAGAGCAGCAUCUUCAGGACCAUGCUGUGCAGUCAGCACUGGCCAGAGGCCCAGCAGAGCACGGUCCACCUGACCGAGGAUGACCAGUGUCUGCCCCACUUUCAGGACUUCCUGAGAUACUUCUACACUGGGACAAUCAACAUCACUACUGCCAGUGCUCUUCCCGUCUGUAUGCUGGCGGACAAGUACCAUGUCACCAGCCUUAAGAAGAGCUGCGAGGGAUUCAUGUCAGAGAACGUUGGUACUCCCAGAAUGUAUAACAGAGCCAUCUCCUGGAGGAAAUAUGGCCGACUCGCUGAUCGACCAGAGCUGAGGGAGGCCUGUGAUAAAUUCAUUGCCUGGAACAUGGACACGGUGAUCAGCUCUCCAGACUGGACGUCCAUUGACGCUGAUGACCUACACCAUCUCCUCAAGAGGUCAGACCUGGUGGUUGCGAAUGAGGUCUCAUUGCUAAAGGCUGCAGUCGACUGGCUGACUGAUCAUCCAGAGCAAACGAACGACGUACUGCAGAACAUUCGAUUCCCAGUGAUGAAGCCGUCCGAGCUCUAUCAAUACCAAUUUUCAGGGAUAGGUGACAAAAGUAUCUGUUCAUACGUAGAGAGAAAAGGCACCCUGACUUACCAAGCUAACUCGGUUGAUAUUAAAAUCCUCAGUGAACACAACGACAUCCCUUCAGCUCCAUUUUCUGUGAGACUGUACAAAGCAAGUGAUAGCGGAUGCCCAUGGCAAUUGGAGAAUUACUCAGCACAAGGUAAAGCACCACACCAGAUAAGAUUUACUACCAAGACACUCUUGGCUGAAUGCAAGUGGUCUAUUACCUUUCAUCCCAAAGGUGAAAGAGUCACAACGCAGUUCCAGCAACUCAAUAGCUAUAGUGGCUACUGCUACACAGAAGAACAAAUUGUAACAGACACGGACAAUACAGUGUUAAUAUGGAGAGUUGAGAAAUGUAGCUUGGAUAAGUCUCUCCAUGAUCACAGACUCGCUGUGCUGCUGCACACGUUCCACAAUGGCGAGUGGUUCGUCUCCGCGGUGAAAACGUUCAGUUCUGCAGGGACGGAGAACAGAGUGGAAGACCUGAUCCCGCAGUCUGAGCGGCAGCAGUACGUCAGCAACAACACCAUGAGGCUUCACUUCAUUGGGCAGACAGAGUGGAAGGAAUAUCAGCCGACCGCCCUGUAGAGCUUCCCCUCCAUAUUUCCAACAGAAGGAAGGGAGUUAGGUUCCAGAUUGCUGGGAGCACAUUACUUUAUACUUGACAGUCUUUCUAAAAAAAUAAACAGCAUUUUACUUAGCUUCAGCAUAUCAAAAUUAAUAACUUUUUGUACAGAGCGAUCAUAAUAGCAGUGAUGUGCAUUCUGUGGGGGGCUGUUUUUCCUAGUUUACCUGUUCUAUCUGCACACCUUAUCCUUAUCAUAGUUCUGCAUUCUCCACAGCCAGGUCUCUUUU